UGUUUCGAGACAUUAGAACACGGAUUACACAACGUUGAGCGAUGGAAUCUGUACAGACAUUCAUCCUGAUUCUCAUUUUGGCUCAUGGCCCUGGGACACAAUCCGAAAACCCAGGGUUUGUGGUGAGGAUCACACAGAAAGGGUUGGACUAUGCCAGGCAGCAAGGGAUGAUUGCUCUUCAGAAGGAACUAUGGAAAAUUCAACUGCCCGACUUUUCGGGAUCAUAUCACGUUGAUGUCAUUGGAAAUGUGCAUUAUAGCUUCCACAGUCUGGUUAUCCGCAAUGUCCAGCUUCCUGGUUCACAAGUAAGCCUUCUCCCUAACGUUGGCCUAAAAGUGACAAUCUCUGGAGCCUUCAUCCAGCUGGGGGGACAGUGGAAAGUACGCUAUGCCUUUAUAUCCGAUGAUGGAGAUUUUGAUCUGAAGGUGGAAGGAAUCAGCAUUUCCGUGGGACUGAGUUUGGGGAGUGACGCUACUGGGAGACCCACAGUUAGUCCUUCUGACUGCAGCUGCCACAUUGCAGACAUUGACGUGCAUUUCUCUGGAUCAUUUGGAUGGCUCAUAAACCUAUUUCAUGACAGCAUAGAAUCCGGCCUACGAAGUGCACUAGAGGACAAGAUUUGUCCAAGUGUAAUUGACUCUAUUAAUAGUCAGCUAGAACCUCUAAUCCAGACCCUUCCAGUAACUGCAAAAAUUGACAAGGUAGCAGCUAUUGAUUAUUCCCUAAUGGGAUGCCCGACUGUGACUGCUGACUAUGUAGAUGCUCAACUGAAGGGAGAAUUUUUCGAGCUCUCUCAUCGUUCUACGCCUCCCUUCUCUCCACCACCUCUGUCCUUGCCUGAUGACCACGGUCUCAUGGUUUACUUUGGAGCCUCUGAAUAUCUCUUCAACUCAGCUGGCUUUGUGUAUCAGUCUGCUGGAGCCCUUGUCUUCAAUGUCACCGAUGAUAUGAUACCCAAGGACUUUUCUAUAAGACUCAACACGUCUGCGUUUGGGGCACUGAUACCACAGAUCUCCAAGAUGUAUCCUGAAAUGCUUAUGAAACUGCAGAUUUCAUCGCCCACAUCUCCAUCACUGAAUAUAGUUCCAGGAAACCUAACCAUCUCACCUGUAUUGGAUAUACAGGCAUAUGCCAUUCUACCCAACUCCUCUUUAGUACCCCUAUUUCUUCUCGAAUUGACAACACAAGCUCUGGCAAAGGUUGCAAUCAAUGUAGGUCGAAUUCAAGGUCACCUGGAACUCUCCAAAAUACAGAUAGAACUUAAACAUUCCGAUGUUGGGCCUUUCUCGGUAUCGUUACUGAAUAUGGCUGUAAACUAUUAUGUCUCCAACAUACUGCUUCCUCGGGUCAACGACAUUCUUCAAAAGGGUUACCCGUUUCCUCUCCUAGAUCACAUACAGCUCUCGGACGUUGUCAUAAAGCCCUAUCAGCACUUCCUCCUGUUUGGGGCAAACGUUCACUAUGGAUAAACGGAGAAGAGCAGUUUGCCUGCAGAAGAGCACUGACUUACUGCUCACUGGACUCUUAGAACCCUAAAUUCUUGGAAUUUUAACUGAAAAUGUUGGGCUAGAUCUUCUCCCAUGUUUGUAGCCCUUUCUCAGCAGGCUGUGAUAUGUUGUUGAAGACAGCUCCUUCAUAUGCUGCAAUACGGAUUGCCAGCAAGGAGCUACCUGACAUGACAUACCACCUCUAUGCCCAUUAUUCAUCAAUUCAUCAUUCAUGUCAAGGACGGGAAACCUUUGGCACUCCACAUGCUGUGGACUACAUCUCCCAUAAUGCUCUUACAGUUAUAAUGCUGGAAAAGCAUUAUGGGAAAUAUAGUCCACACCAUCUAGAGUGCUGAAGGUUGCCUAUCCCUGAUUGAUGUACAUAAUGACACUGAAUUCCAAACUACACAAAUGGUCUGUAGACUGCCAGAAUCACAGAAAACUUUUAGCAUUUUGUUUUUCCAACACAGACGAACAACAUUCUCUAAUUUGUUUUAAAAUUUAUUGCACUGAAGGAUCUCUGACUUAUACAGGGCAAAUUAUUCCAUAAGUCAUAAUAUAUAUUUUAUAGAUAGGUUCAUAUAUACAAAGAAAUU
Messenger RNA from Pelobates fuscus (common spadefoot toad), 2083 nucleotides. RefSeq names its product bactericidal permeability-increasing protein-like. The transcript is spliced from 15 exons. Gene Ontology annotation, molecular function: lipid binding. Lineage: Eukaryota; Metazoa; Chordata; Amphibia; Anura; Pelobatidae. Bases 42 to 1469 code for a protein of 475 amino acids. The record is from RefSeq and is a predicted model, not a curated record.